Messenger RNA from Colletotrichum aenigma, 2982 nucleotides. RefSeq lists its product as uncharacterized. Bases 1 to 2982 code for a protein of 993 amino acids. The transcript has a single exon. Gene Ontology annotation, molecular function: microtubule binding. The record is from RefSeq and is a predicted model, not a curated record. Lineage: Eukaryota; Fungi; Ascomycota; Sordariomycetes; Glomerellales; Glomerellaceae.
AUGACCGACCAUCCCCAGCCCGUCACGCCUAGCCAUGGCCACCAGCUGCGCCCCCCGAGGCGCCAGUACCGCCUCUCCGACGAGCAAUCGCCCACACGAAACCGACCCAACGACGAAUUGUUGAACCGCCUAACCCCCAUGACCGCCGUCGAGAUGCUUCAAUCACCAACCACCGAAUUGAAACAGUGCCUUGACAACUGCACCGUUAGCGAGCAGGAAUUCGCUAUGCGCGCUGCUGUUGCGAGCCGCAAGAUAUACGAAUGGCUCGAGGAGCUGUCCGACUGGCCCUGGCCCGAAGCCUCCGGCUCUGCAGGCUUCGAGAUGCCAGACCCUCAGAGGCGAAAAUCUUCAGACCAAGGAAACGACACGACCUCCCGAGAUGAUGCCGAAUAUAUGGGGAGCUUACCUGCCGACGACGUCCUACGCUACGAGGACAGGGUGGAUGGCAUUUCUCACGACAUGGACGAGUUGCGUAUCGAGGAUAUCAAAAGUCACGUCAUGCACAGCCACAUCAUUCCUCUAUCGAGACCCGGAACGCCAGUCUCGACAGAUUCCCGUUCUGUUUCUUCUCUGCUCGCGUACAACCGCAUGGAUGACUUGACGGCUCUUCUCACAGCAAUCAUCAUUCAAUCACUGCCGAAUCUUUCCAAACUCUGUCGCCUGCUGAAGGUUUGGCACAUCAGACUGUCCGUCCUUCGUCGCAUACCUGCUUUGCUAGCUGGCAUUGCAGAGGCAGAGUUCGCUCUCGAAUCCGCGUGGGAUGUGCUAUCAUCGCCAGCAAACACGCCGCCGGUGGAAGACGCUGCUGAAGAUGACGAGUUGUCUCAGCUCAAGCAAGCUUACACCGUUGUGAAAGCAGUGCUGGAGAAGCAAAUCACAAAGUCAGGGCGCAGCCUUGAUUACAUGCUCGACAGCUUGGAAGGGUUGCAAGAUACCCUGCCAGAUGACUGGCUUGAUCGGAUGGAGAAGAUUGAGCGGAACUACGCGGAAUGGGUUGCCGUCGGCGAACAAAAGAUUCGGGAAGGAGAAUGGGCGAAGCUCAUGCGCCAGAAGGAUUCUAUCUCAACCACCUCAACUGAGCCGGCGAGUGUCACAAUUAAAGAGCCGCCGGAGGUAUCUACGAAUGGGCCUGAAAAGCCAGCUCCGAAAACAUUCACCGAUGACACUGUUGAGAAGACCGCAAGCAAACCCCAAGUCAAUGCUAGCUCUUUGCCAGUUGUUGCAGACGAUCCGAGAACGGUUACUCUGCCUGUCCCCAUUCAGGAUGUACCUUCAAAGACGGAACCAGUCACCGAAAAGAGCGAGAGCAAUUCCAUCAUAUUCCACGCUGACGCCACCCCUGAACAAUCAGAGGGCUCCGACGAAGACGUCCCCGAGGUGUCUCCUUCCCAGCUACAAGCACACAAGAAGGCGCACUCAACGACAACGACAAUCGGUCUUGAUGGCUCCGCCGAGGCUUCCAAAGCCAAGCGGAUGCCUCUAACCGAGAUGCGCAAUGAAGAGCACACGAAGAAGACUGACACAUCCAGCUCUCGGGAAGGCAAGACGGAGGAAAUAGUCGUGCCAAUCAUCAGAGCUAGCCAUGAGGACAACACUGGCGCGCCCUCGACUUUGGUCGACGACGAGGGCGUCGAGAUUCUGUCAGACACACCCGAGAGCGAAGAUGAGCUAGAGCUGCCGCCACUGAUCCGUCCCGGUCGGCGUGGCAGCAACGCAUCGCAAUCAUCCACCGUCCUUCAUGGUCACACCAGUCUGCUGGCAGAUGCCACGAGUGACGCCCCUGAAGUCUCAGCUUCGCCGCCUCUGCCGCGUCAGAAGGCUGUCGAGACCGCCCGUCAACAAGCUGCCACCACACGUUUCAUGAGCAUCAGUCCGCCCAGCUCACCCCCGUUCCGGCCCAGCUUCAGAGAGGAUAGCGCCAGCCCAAUGGUUGGUCCACAUGGAGACGGCCUGCUGCCGGCGCUCCCUCUCGAGUCUUCCUUCUUGGAUGACGAGUUCGACACGUCUUUCACAACCGUCCCUCCGCCCAGAGCACCCUCAGAUAUCAGGUCAGACGAUCAUCUUCGGCAGCAAAUCAGUGACAUUCUUGACUCGAUUCCGGCCAACAUCAAGCUGGCCUCGGGUCCUCCGAAAGUGAACCUGAACCCUCCGCCACCGGAUUUGCCUGCGAGACGGCUUAAGAAGCCAUCCAGAGAAACGAUGAGAAGAUCCGCUUCCGCCAUGUCCGUGACAUCACGGACCUCUUCGCGAGCCCCUACGCCGUACUUGACACUUGCACCUGCCUACGCCAAGAACCCCAGACCGAGGCGCCCUCAGGGCCAGCAGGACAUCAAGGUUUACCACCUUUCCCGAUCUACCGGAGAGGCUCCUAUCAAGUUGUUCAUUCGCUGUGUCGGUGAGAACGGAGAGCGUGUUAUGGUCCGUGUUGGUGGUGGAUGGGCUGACCUUGGAGAGUAUCUGAAGGAGUAUGCUGCACACCAUGGUCGCCGCUCUACAGGUGCGGACAAGGCCAAGGUCGAGGUCCGAGAUAUUCCCCGUCCGCCAACGAGCCACAGCCGGGGGCCGACAUCAAGUCCUCCGAGCCGGCCGGCUUCCGCUUUGGACAUGUCUCCGAUGACUCCACUGCAUGUGCGAAAGGCUAGGAAAUCUUUUGGUGCGGCGGAUCUCCCAUCAAGUACAUCUGUCCCAAUGUACCUCCCUCAGACUCCAGCGGUGCCACCCAUUCCCGACAAAUACACGCCGUCUUCAGAAGACUCCAAUCGAUCACGGGCUAGCUCGCACGCUUGGGCCGAAGAGGACAGCUCCUUCCUGGGCCUUGCCGGUCCGACUGGUCGGAGAGUCGAGAUGAGUGAGGAAAAUCGCGCCUGGGUUGAGAGCGUCAAGGAGAAGGUUCGCCUCGCUAGCGGCGAGAUGCGCAAGACCUCUGAGUUUGGCGACAUGGGCAAGGUUGGGGGAACGAAACGGCUUUUCCGCAAAGGCUGA